AUGGAAUCUCAAAGAAGGAACCAGCAAGAAAAGCAAAGGAAGGGCCAUGCCUGUGGCCGACCCCUGCCUGAGCCACACACGGCUUCUGGGACUCUGAUCUCCACAGUAGACAGGAGUCCUGAGUCUUAUAAAAGAUUCUCUGGUACAGGGCUGGGGAGGCCUAAGCUUUGCCCACAGAGGGGCCGUCCCCACUCCCGGCGCCGCCAUCGCACCACCUUCAACCCAGCACAGCUGGAACAGCUGGAAUCAGCCUUUGGGAGGAACCAGUAUCCUGACAUCUGGGCCCGAGAAGGCCUUGCCCAAGACACUGGCCUCAGUGAAGCCAGAAUCCAGGUCUGGUUCCAGAACCGCAGAGCUAAGCAGAGGAAGCAAGAACGGUCCCUGCUUCAGCCGCUGGCCCAUCUGUCUCCUGCCACCUUCUCUGGCUUCUUGCCAGAAUCCCCUACCUACCCCUACUCCUACACCACACCACCUCCGCCGGUACCCUGCUUCCCUCACCCCUACAAUCACACUCUCCCCUCCCAGCCCUCCACAGCUGCCUCAUUCGCUCUUCCUCCCCAGCCAGAGGACUGGUACCCCACCUUGCACCCAACCCCUGCUGGUCAUCUGCCCUGCCCCCCCCCCCCACCCAUGUUUCCCCUGAGCCUCGAGACACCAAAGUCCUGGAACUAA
Messenger RNA from Acomys russatus (golden spiny mouse), 672 nucleotides. RefSeq names its product PROP paired-like homeobox 1 (gene Prop1). The record is from RefSeq and is a predicted model, not a curated record. Lineage: Eukaryota; Metazoa; Chordata; Mammalia; Rodentia; Muridae. Gene Ontology annotation, cellular component: transcription regulator complex. Gene Ontology annotation, molecular function: DNA-binding transcription factor activity, RNA polymerase II-specific; RNA polymerase II cis-regulatory region sequence-specific DNA binding. The coding region runs from base 1 to 672 and encodes 223 amino acids. The transcript is spliced from 3 exons. Gene Ontology annotation, biological process: regulation of transcription by RNA polymerase II; pituitary gland development.